UGACAGGAGAAACAAGUUCCCGGGAAGCUGCAGCGGGAGUGCUGCCCCAGUCUGAGCUCAAUAACUGGAGCGAGCGGGCCGGGCGGGGGCCGUCGGGACUUGGGGGUGGGGGCAGCGCAGCGAGGAGGUUGAGGGCUCCAGCGGGGAGCUCGCUCCGCGCCCACGCCCAGCAACAUGGGCCCCCUGCUGUUCCUGCUGCUCUGGGGGCUCCACAAAGUUUCGGGAGGUUCUGAGCUCUUGCAAAGAAGUUUCCCGUUUCAUGGACUGCAGAUCUCCUCCUUUGUCAACAGCAGCCAGGCACGCACAGACUGCUUGGCGUGGCUGGGGGAGCUGCAGACGCACAGUUGGAGCGAUGACUCAGACACCAUCCGCUUCCUGAAGCCCUGGUCCCAGGGCACAUUCAACCUCCAGCAGUGGGAGCAGGUGCAGAAUGAGCUUUGGGUUUAUCGACUCAGUUUCACCAGGGACAUUUGGGAUUUUGUCAAACUGCUGAAGCUAACCUACCCGAUUGAGCUUCAGGUGUUUGCUGGCUGUGAGAUGCACCCUGGCAAUGCCUCAGAAAGCUUCUUCCAUGUGGCCUAUCAAGGAAUGCAUGUUUUGAGUUUCCAAGGAACUUUGUGGGAGGCAGCUCCAGGGACUCCGCCGUUUGUAAAGUUUGUUGUCAAAGAGCUCAACCUGGACCAAGGGACAAGAGAAAUGAUACAGCAGCUCCUGAACAACACCUGUCCCCAAUUUGUCAGUGGUCUCAUUGAGGCGGGGAGAUCAGAACUGAAGAAGCAAGUGAAGCCCGAGGCCUGGCUGUCCAGUGGCCCCAGCCCUGGGCCUGGCCGUCUGCUGCUGGUGUGCCGUGUCUCUGGCUUCUACCCAAAGCCUGUGUGGGUGAUGUGGAUGCGGGGAGACCAGGAGCAGCCACACACUCGACAAGGUGACGUCCUGCCUAAUGCUGAUGGGACGUGGUAUCUCCGAGUUACCCUGGACGUGGUGGCUGGGGAGGCGUCUGGCCUGUCCUGUCGGGUGAAGCACAGCAGUCUAGGAGGCCAGGACAUCGUCCUCUACUGGGCUGGGAGCCACACCUCUGUGCACUUGAUCGUGGUACUGGUGGUCCUGGCCUUACUCGGGCUCAGUGCAGGCUUAAUCUUCUGGUUUAGGAGGCGCCGCUCCUACCAAGGCAUCUUGUGACAACUGCAUCUCUGGAACUCAGGAACUCAGGUUCCCAGAACUUCAGUGCUAGUUGGCUCAGCAGUUGAGGGUGAAAAGAGAAGUACCUCAAAGAAGCAGAGAGCAAUCAGAAGGCAGCUCUUGCAGCAUCCUCCUAAUA
Molecule: messenger RNA, 1318 nt
Organism: Lepus europaeus (European hare)
Lineage: Eukaryota; Metazoa; Chordata; Mammalia; Lagomorpha; Leporidae
Gene: CD1D
Product: CD1d molecule
Exons: 6
Coding region: 175-1179 (334 amino acids)
Biological process (GO): antigen processing and presentation, endogenous lipid antigen via MHC class Ib; antigen processing and presentation, exogenous lipid antigen via MHC class Ib; immune response
Cellular component (GO): external side of plasma membrane
Molecular function (GO): exogenous lipid antigen binding; endogenous lipid antigen binding; lipopeptide binding
Source: RefSeq, a predicted model, not a curated record